Messenger RNA from Nerophis ophidion (straightnose pipefish), 1414 nucleotides. It is a transcript of the gene nudcd2, whose product is annotated as NudC domain containing 2. Lineage: Eukaryota; Metazoa; Chordata; Actinopteri; Syngnathiformes; Syngnathidae. The transcript has 4 exons. Gene Ontology annotation, biological process: protein folding. Bases 176 to 649 code for a protein of 157 amino acids. The record is from RefSeq and is a predicted model, not a curated record. Gene Ontology annotation, cellular component: cytoplasm.
UUACAGCUCUACCGGAUAUGACGUCACCGCCCUGCGAGCAACAUUUCGUCCAGAAACAGUGGCAAGACAACUAAAUCAACAAAACAUUCAAGAUGUGCGGGACUUUCGUCCAAUAAUUGUCAGGCUAAUAGCUAUUAAUAAAUCACCUUCACGUCCAAGUCGUUGAAUCCGCCAAAUGUCGGCGCACUUCGACGAGAGGAGCGGGGUUGUCCCAUGCAUGACAAGCUGGGGCUCCUGGAGCCAAACUAUGGAGGAGAUCUUCAUCGAAGUCAACGUUCCUCCCGGCACAUCUGCUAAAGAAGUCAAGUGUCGUUUGGGAGCCAGAGACAUCGAGCUACACGUCAAAGGGAAAGAGCUUAUAAAGGGGCGGUUGUUUGGCACAAGUGUUUCAGAUGAGGCCACGUGGACACUGGAGGAUAAGUGUCUGAUCCGAAUUGUCCUAAUGAAGACCAACAGAGAGGCUGGGAACUGUUGGUCUUCCUUGUUAGAGGGAGAGUACUCAGCCAAUGCUUGGGUCCAGGACCAGAUGCAGAGAAAGCUCACACUGGAAAGGUUCCAGAAAGAGAAUCCUGGAUUUGACUUCAGCGGGGCAGAGAUUUCUGGAAACUUUGCUGGUGGUGGUCCAGACUUUUCCAGUUUACACAAGUGACCUGCCACAGUAAACCAGUACUAAGGUUGUCAGGUCAGCCUAAUGAACACUGUUGCUUGGAUCAAUGGCGCACUGGAGCUGUAGAUCAAUUGGAUCUAAUAAUCUGGGAAGCCAGGGUUCACUGCCAAUGGAUAUUACUUUUGAGUUUUGUCCCAGCGCUCAGAAGCAGAUCAAUGUGGAUUUAAUGGUGUUGCACCUGAAUUGACAAGCACUCCAAAAUAGCUUUUCAAUAAAGUUUUAUUGAAAGGUACAAGAACAUCUUUAGAUGGUGUCUUCAGUCAUUUUGAAGUCAAAGUGACACUUGGCAUACAACAUAAAGAAACUGGCUAAGGAAAUGCAAUGCAAAUUCCAAAACGUGUGGCUCUUCACUCUGUGCCAUCGUAUGCAUCAAAUGGUGACAACAACUCAUCUUUAACAGCUGAAGACUGCACACGUUAAACGUAUGCGGUGGGUUCACCAAAAGCUUCAACUUGCUGUUUGAAGGGGGGACAAAAAAAAUCACCUUGGGUAGGAAGGAGGAGUGUGCAUUCAAGACAGUGUAGCAACCUAGGGUAGAAGUUAAGGAUUUUGGGCCCGAGUUCUUGGUUCCAUAUUUGUAUUUCUCAAAAUCCUUCUCCCUCCUCUUCCACAUGGUGGAUUGAGGACCUAGGUGGUUCAAUACUUAUUAGCUUAAAACCAACAACCCGUUCCAGGAAAUACACCAUGGUACAGAUUUGAACAAACUCAUACUCGUGCACUCGCACACCCGCAAAAGGAAAAGUGACU